AGAUUCUAGCCGCGCCGCGGCCGCCCACGCCCCGCACGUCGCGCGCGGGCCCGUGGCCUCCGCGGCGGAUGUCGCCGCCGUCCGAUGGCGAGCCCAGGCCCACGCGCGGCUAUGUCGACGGAUGUUGGGACAUCAUGCACUCGGGGCACUACAACGCCAUCCGCCAGGCGAAGAGCUUGUGUGACGUUCUCGUCGUUGGGGUGCACUCGGAUGCGGAGAUCGAGGAGAACAAGGCGGUACCUGUCAUGCGGCAGGCCGAGCGAUACGCCCUCCUCGAGCACAUCAAGUGGGUCGACGAGAUCGCCCACGACGUGCCCUACUCCCCCGAGAUAGCCACUCUGGAGAACUGCAGGGCUGACUUCUGUGUCCACGGCGACGACAUGCCGGUCAACGCCCAGGGCGUCUGCGCCUACGACGAGAUGCGCCAGAGCGGGCGUUUGAGGAUCGUCAAGCGCACGGAGGGGGUGUCCACCACCGAUUUGAUAGGUCGCUUGCUCACCCUCUCCCGGCACCAGCACACGGAGGAUAUCUGGAAGGAGUUGCGCGCGUGGGCGUUGCCGUUUGGGUUGGCCGCGCAGCUGCAGCCUAAUCCCACAGUGAGCACCAGCGACGUUGGUCGCGAUCGAGACCGCGCUCGUCCGCGCGGCACCGCCAUGCGCGGCAACAACGCGCCGAAGCGACAUUUCGCCCGCAACGUCAGAGGAAUUCGGAACGCGCUGACAGCCACCACAGGCAAGAAGACUGCUGUAGCGGCUGGCCUUCAUAGCGCGCAGACGGCCAAGCACCAUUCCGCCUCUGUCUACGCGACGAAGUUGGCGGCGGAGGAGGCGGCCGACAAGGCCAGGAUGGCGUUCACGGAAAAGGUGGCUGCGGAGCUGGAGGACCAGCUCGCGGCCGACAUCGCGAGGGGGCUGGACCUCACGGGCGAUGAGCUGGGCGAGCAGGGCCGCCCAGGCCGGAAGCAGUUUGACGAUCCAACCGCCGACCCCAGCGGAGCCGAGGUGCACCCCCAAAGGCGCGAGCUGACGGAGGCGAAGGCGAAGGCGCGCCAGCGGCCGCGGCUGGCGCCGAGGGACUGGCGCUUCCAGCUGCCCAAGGCGCCAAGUCCCACCGCGAGCAAGAGACCGGGGAUGGCGCUGCACGCGAAGGCCGAAGCGCAAGACCAGACAAGCGCGGCGCAUCAGGAAGCGGAGCGCAGCGCCCACAUCCAGGGCAGCUUUGGGCUGCGGGCGGCCCCCGCGAACCCGCACGCCUCGCACGCCCGCGGCGGCAGUGCUGUCAAGUUGAAGGGGAGCGUGGCGCACAACCGCGACUGCAGCGCAGGCGUCGGCUUCGAUCGGGCCAUCCUGCGCACAAUGCAAGCUGCGGACGCUCACGCUUUGAACGCCACUGGCACCAUCGUCGCGGGCGCGGCCUGGGAGGUCGGGCAGGAUGCCGGGGGGGGGCGGAGGGAGCUGCGAGGCUCAAGCAGCUGGUCCAUCGCACUCACGAAUGACUACCUGCGCAGCCACCGACGGGCCCGAGACCGCGCCCGCGACCCCACGGCGCAGCCCGAGCGCAGGCAGAUCGAGCCGCGGGGGCGGCGAGCCAGGGGCGGCUCCUCGCCCGAGCCGCCGUUCAUCGCGGGCGGGCCGGGCGGCGCCAUUUCCGCGCCCGCCCUCAACGCGGGCGGGUCGAGCGGCGCAGCUGCCGCGUCUAACCCAUGCGUCACCCGGCAGACCUGGCUGAAGGCCAUGUCUUGGGAUGGGCGGCGCGACGCGGCCCUCGAGGGGUCGGCCCAGCCGAUGAACAACGCCGCGCGGAUGCAUCUGCAGCGGCGCUCAACGGCGGACGAGACGGCGUUCGGCAGUUUCUUCGGCAGCCCCGGCGAUGCGCCACACGCCGCGGCCGAGGCCCAGGGCCCCGAAGCGCAGACGUGCAGGAGCGGCGCGAUGGCAUGCGUGGACCGUUGUGCCAGGGUCAGCACAGAAGACGCCAUCGAGCGGUGCGUGGCCACGUCGCAGACGCCGCCGAAUGAUGCCGUGGCCACGGCGCUGAGCACGCUGAAGCAAAUGGCGGCGGCCCAUGAUCUGCCCGACGAGGAGGUAGCGGUGUUGCGGGCCCAGAUCCUGGCGUGCACGCCUUCCUCGUCCUCCGCCCAGCAGGCGGCGGUGGGCAGUCCUGGCGUCGAGGGCAUCGUGCGGGCUACCGCGCCAGUCCAACUGCUGGCCAGCACGCGGCGCAUUACGGAGUUCUCAACGGCGGGAGUGCCAACCAAGGAGGACCGCGUGGUGUACGCUUGCGGUUCCUUUGACAUGUUCCACGUGGGCCACGCUCAGUUUUUGAAGGACGCCAGGGCGUUGGGCACGUUCCUCCUGGUCGGCAUAUACGACGACUCCACUGUGAGGGAUGCGAAGGGUGCGUUUUGCCCCGUGAUGAACCUCAACGAGCGCGUGCUGAAUGUUUGCGCGUGCAAGUGGGUUGACGAGGUCAUCAUCGGUGCGCCGAGGAACGUGACCGAGGAUCUGAUGAAAACUUGGGACAUCCACGUCGUGGCCAGAGGCAAGGGCCACCUACGCAACGGCCCAGACGCCUCGAAAACCACCGGGCAUUACGCGGUCCCGCAGCAAAUUGGGGCUUACACGGAGGUGCCGUCCGCGUGGCCAGAGUUGUGCCACGACACUGUGGUACGGCGGAUUGUCGAGAGCAGGGAGCAGUACCUCAGGCGCAACAGGGACAGGGCGCAGAGGGAGGACAAGUAUUACGCCGCCAAGGACAAAUCCAC
Molecule: messenger RNA, 2764 nt
Organism: Prorocentrum cordatum
Lineage: Eukaryota; Dinophyceae; Prorocentrales; Prorocentraceae
Source: the annotation of a GenBank genome assembly